This is a messenger RNA of Acanthosepion pharaonis, 1080 nucleotides long. Lineage: Eukaryota; Metazoa; Mollusca; Cephalopoda; Sepiida; Sepiidae. The record is from the annotation of a GenBank genome assembly.
AUGCCAAUUAUCUACCCCUUAAAGAAUUUUGAUUCUUCGAGUGGAAGUGUCUUGGAAGAAGGUUUGGUUCGACUCAAGCGAUGUACUUGUCCAGCUAGCAUCAUUAUUCUGGCCUCGUCCGCUACCGUUCUUCCCAGUCACAUCACUGCAUUUACGAUUUUCUUUCAUUUAUCCUUUUCUUUCAUUUUCCUUUUUUUCUUUCAUUUAACAUCUCCUUUCGUUUAUUGCAUUUACGAUUUUUAUUCAUUUGCCAUUUUCUUUCGUUUUCCAUUUUCUUUCAUUUUCCAUCUUGUUCAAUUAUCAUUUUUUUUUUUACUUUCUAUUUUCUAUCAUUCAACUUUUUCCUUCAUUAACAAUUUUCUUUCAUUUUUCCUUUUCUUUUAUUUAAUAUUUUAUUUCAAUUUGAAAAUUUUCAGUCACAAUUUUCUUUCACUUAACAUUUUUUUCAUUUACCGUUUUCUUUCUUUUUCCAUUUUCAUUCAUUUAUCUUUUUUAUUUUCUAUUUUCUAUCAUUUUUCCUUCAUUAGCAAUUUUUUUUCAUUUUCUCUUUUCUUUUAUUUAAUAUUUUAUUUCAUUUUGCAAAUUUUCAGUCACAAUUUUCUUUCACUUACCAUUUUUUUAAUUUACCCUUUCUUUCAUUUUCUAUUCUCUUUCAAUUGCCGUUUUCAUUCACUUUCCUUUUUCUUUCAUUUACAAUAUAUUCAUUUAAUAUUUUCUUUCAUUUUACAUUUUCUUUCAUUGAAAAUUUUCUUUCAUUUAGACGGGGUUUUUAUCUUCUAUUUUCUUUCCUUUUCUUUCAUUUUAAAUUUUCGUUCAUUUUUCUCUUCUGUAUUUUUAGUUGAUUUUUUUACUGUUUGUUUCUGUCACUCUUUUCUAACUCUCUUUAGUAAUCUUUUAUAUUUCAUCCGCAUUAUUGUAUACCUUCUUUCGUUCUUUUCUUCCUAUUGUCUUCUUUCUUUGUUCAGUCUUCAUUCUACUCAAUGCAUUUGUCUUUUUUUUAAGUAUUAUUUCCUUCCUAAUCCUUUUAUUUCCUUCACCUUCUCCUCCUUUUUCUUUAUAUAUUUACUUAUUAAUAUUUGA